AUGGAAAAAUCUGGUAAUAUGUCUAUUAAGCGCCAUUUUAGUCCUGAGAAGCGAUGGUUACUGGGCACAACAGUUGUCUGCUUAUUUGGUGGAGCGCUGUUUCUUGCGGCAUAUGUAAGCAUACCGGAGACUCCCCUUUUCUGCAAAUCCAUGCCGGGCUUCUUGGCAAAAGGUUCAUACUCGGGUGAGACGCUCCAGCGCAACGCUAUUGUCCACUACGCCACAUCUCGCGUAGUCCCGCAACAAUCACUGGACGAGAUCCGAGUUUCCUUUGACGUCCUCAAAGCUAAGUCCCCAUGCAACUUCCUAGUCUUCGGACUCGGCCACGAUUCCCUCAUGUGGGCUUCACUCAAUCCGGGUGGUACAACGUUAUUCCUAGAAGAAGAUCCCAAGUGGGUCGACACAGUUCUCAAGGACGCACCGUAUCUUCGUGCCCACACGGUCAAGUACCGGACUAAACUCUCCGAGGCCGAUGAUCUCCUGAAACAGUACCCGUCCCAACCGGAGUGUUCUGCUGAGAAACCGUUCCUCCGCGGAAACACGAAGUGCAAGUUGGCGCUGAAUAUGUUGCCGUGGGAAGUUUAUAACAAGGAGUGGGACCUGAUCAUGAUUGAUGCCCCGAGAGGGUAUUUUGCGGAGGCGCCGGGGCGGAUGGCGGCCAUAUAUUCAGCGGCUGUUAUGGCAAGGAAUAGGAAGGGAUCGGGAGUGACGCAUGUGUUCUUGCACGACGUAGAUCGAAAGGUGGAGAAAGUUUAUGCAGAAACGUUUUUGUGUCGUAAAAAUCGUGUCAAGUCCGUCGGAAGGCUUUGGCAUUUUGAGAUACCUCCCGCCACAGAUUCCAGCCCACAGUUUUGCUAGAAUAUACUGGAUCAAGUUCGCAUUGGAUAAUUACACCUAAUAAUUUAAUAAAACAAGAAUUCCACCAGUUAGUUGUGGUGAUAAUCUCAAUCAAAUUAAGUUAGAUAUGUAGAUUUGGCAUGCAAUACAUAUAGUAAUUGAUAUUUAGCGAACUUUUUGUUUAUCCCCAUCUGGUUUUUUAAUUUUUGAAGAACUUAUGGUAUCGAGUGCUGAUACUUUGUUUUGUUUUUUGUUUUUUUUUCCUUAAAUAAAAAGGGUCUUUGAGAAGGUG
Messenger RNA from Coffea eugenioides, 1129 nucleotides. Its product is annotated as probable methyltransferase At1g27930. The record is from RefSeq and is a predicted model, not a curated record. Gene Ontology annotation, biological process: xylan biosynthetic process. NCBI's taxonomy places the organism in Eukaryota, Viridiplantae, Streptophyta, Magnoliopsida, Gentianales, Rubiaceae. The transcript has a single exon. The coding region runs from base 1 to 858 and encodes 285 amino acids.